GCAGCGAGCCAAAAGCUUCAUUGGAAGCCAGUUUUGAUGGAUACAGUCCUGCUUUCGCGCAGCUAGAUUCCCCUGGCUGCUGGAAACAUUCAACCGAUGACUGCAUCAAAGGACCGCGGAGAGAUCCUGUAGGUAGCGGAAAUAGUGGUACUGAUUAUUGCGUAAUUCUCAUUCGUCAACCGACUCGGCGUUUCUGCCCUCUUAUUGUUGGCGCAGAUAUUGCACGCUGAACGAAUCUUCAAACUCUCCUUCGAGACUGGGCCAGAUUUUUCUAUUUCGACGCCUGACUACAGUAGGUUUCAGUGCGUCGUCGAAGUGUCUGUCUUACUGGACUGGUUGUUGUGGAAGUCUAGAAUCAGGUUUCUAGUUCGGCGCUGAUCGGGUUUGCAGGAUUGUUGUUUUUGUUGUUCGUGGCGGUGGUGGGAGGAGUGAACAUAGAUUCUUUGAUGAAAUUCUCUAAUGAGAGAGAUUUUGGGAUGUUGAGGAGGUGUUGGGGUUCUUGAAGGUGGUUGUGCUCGUCCUGAGGCUGCAGGAUUUGUGGUUUCUGCAUUUUGACUUCCAGGAUUGACAGCUCCUAAGUGAGAGGGGAAGUUUGCAAUGGCUGUGACAAAUGGGCUGGAUGAUCACCAAGACUCUGCCCAGAACGGCAGUCAUGUUGUCGAAUCGAAAGAGCGCAGUGCCAAGGAAAUUGAGGUUCUGAAGCUGAUGCGGGCGAGGUCCAUGGACGUUAAGAAAGCGUCCAAGAUGUUUGCACAGCACCAGAAAUGGCGACGCGAGUAUUUCCCUCUGGGCCACGCUCAAGAAGACGAGAUUAAGGAUGAGAUUGCGGCGAAUAAGUUCUUCAUUCAAGGACACGAUAGAACUGGUCGCCCCCUGUCCUUCUGGUAUGGGGCUAGGCAUUUCGGCGGAGGCAACCUCGAGCAAUACAAAAUUGCAGGAGGUAUCACUUAUUGUUUGGACAAACUCAUUUCUAGUUUACCACCCGGACAGGAAAAGUUCGUGAUCAUCGCCGACCUCAAAGGCGUGGGUUACAAGAACCUGGACGUGCGAGGAUGGCUCGGUGCGUACGACUUCGUGCAAGCUUAUUACCCAGAAAGACUGGGAAGGGUGUACAUUCUGCACCCUCCAAUGAUCUUCUGGGCCUCAUGGAAAUUGGUGGUUCCCUUCCUAGACCCCGUCAUCAAGAAAAAGAUCGUGUUCGUUGACAACGCCAAGAUCGAAGAAACGCUGCUGGCAGAUAUAGCGAAGGAGGAACUUCCCACCGCGUGUGGAGGCUUAAAGGAGAUGGUCCCGUUCGAACUUGCGCAUCCACCCAACUGGCCUCAGUUCAAGGCCGCCGCCGUGGCCACUUAGAUCGCAACAGCCAAGAAUCUCGUAACAUGGGGUGAAGACCACAAACGAGUUGCCAUCCUCGAUGCCAAAUAUCCUCCGAGAGCUGCUUCGGUGUGAGUCUUCCUUUCAUCAUCGACAACACUGGCUCGGAUCAUCAGCAACAUCAGCAGCAGCAAAGACUGAGCGAGCUGUGAAGUAUUCUCACCCUCUAUAAGAUAUUGACACACCCAGGUUGAUAGAGUCUACCUCAGCAUUGUUUAUUUCCACAUGAGGUAUUCUUGCAGUUUAAAGCUGGAAAAUUAUUACUCAACAUGUACUCGAAUGAAUACACGUGAUUGUUUAAAGCCACCACAGCCAACCAACUACAUUGGAUUACAACUUCA
Molecule: messenger RNA, 1715 nt
Organism: Physcomitrium patens
Lineage: Eukaryota; Viridiplantae; Streptophyta; Bryopsida; Funariales; Funariaceae
Source: RefSeq, a predicted model, not a curated record